AUGGCCGCCCGGAGGCUCCGCUGCCCCAGACGCAGUCUGCGUGAGACGCGGCGGCGGCGGCGGGGACCCCCGCCCCUGCGGUCAGCGCCCGGCCGGGCAGGGGGCCCCGGGGAGCGGGCGCGGGCGGAGGAGGCGGAGGCGCGGAGCGCCGGCGGCCCCACGCCCCGCCCCCAGCCCCGGCCUCGGCCUCCCGCCCCCCGCCGGACGCGCCCCGGCCGGCCGGUCCGCCGCGUCUGCGCGCCCCUCCCUCGGCGGCGUCCCACGCCCCCUUCCGGCCAGAGCGCGCGGGGCGGGCGUGGUGUGGAGCCCGCGGCCCCCGCCCAGGACCCCAGGGCGAGGACACCUGGAUUCCAGGAUUCAACAAGUGGAUUCUUCAAAAACUUUCAAAGAUUUAUUUACAAGCUCCUCCAUGCCCAUCUCAGAACAAACACAAUCUGCAUUCAGAACAGGACCGUUUGCAAGUUGAAUGGAGUUAUUUUGGUAUCAUUAUCCCUUCCAAAGUGCAUACAAGAAGAGCAGGAGCUCUCAGAGGAAGAGGAUGUGAAGCCACCAAUGAGAUACGACUCACUGCUCUUGGUGUAAUCCCCAAGGACCAGAAGCUCUACUUUAAACCAUGAGAGUGAGUCUUCUUGGACAUCCAACCCAACUGAGCCUUCAGAUGUCUACAGUCCUGACCAACCUUUGAUGACAGCUUCAUAAGAGACUCCAGGGCUAUAUCAAAUACAUCUGGAAAUCUCAUUGGCUCCACCUUCAAAAUAUAUUCAGAAAUCAGGAAGUUCUCCAGGAAGGAUUGUGAGACCAACCAUAAAGUUGAAUCCACAUUAAAAAAUGAAGGGCGCUG
Molecule: messenger RNA, 841 nt
Organism: Manis javanica (Malayan pangolin)
Lineage: Eukaryota; Metazoa; Chordata; Mammalia; Pholidota; Manidae
Source: RefSeq, a predicted model, not a curated record